GCUUAUAUCAUUUCAUUGCCGGUCCCAAGCCCGGAUAAAGGAGGAGGGGAAAGGAGAUUAGUCGGGAAGGGAUUCAAGUAAUUGUGGUUAAUGUUGGACCAUCCUCACUAUUGUCACACAUAUAAGAGAGUAAGAAGAAUUGUAUGCAGAAACCUAAGGCUAUUGGGGUGUCAAUCUAGUCCAAGUGUAAAAAACUGCAUUAGGGCUAAGAAAGAGAAUUUAACAUCAGAUGUGGAGAUCCAGUCUUUGGUUUCUGAUGGAGGAGCUUCUGUAGUGAAUCAAGAUGGUAUUUUUUUAAGGAAUUGUGAGAUUCUACUGUUCUUAUUUCCAGCUCUUAGUGGUUUAAUUUUUGGGUAUGAUAUUGGUGCCAUUUCAGGAGUUGCUAUCUCUUUGCAGUCACCAAAGCUUAGUGGGACAACAUGGUUCAAUCUAUCUUCCAGAAAGCUUGAUCUUGUGGUAACGGGUCCUUUCUAUGGAUCUCUUAUGAGUUCCGUCCUCGUCUACCCCAUUGUAGAUUUUCAAGGAAGGAGACGUGAACUUAUUAUAGCAUCUGUGCUAUAUACGCUUUGGUGGUUUAACCACUGGCUUGGCGCCAACCCUUAAUGUUCUCUUAUUAGGGAGGCUACUCUAUGGUUUUGGAAUAGGUUUGGUCAUACAUGGAGCUCCGCUAUAUAUUGCUGAGACUUGCCCCUCUCAUAGAUGUGGAACUCUUAUACUUAUGAAGGAACUCAUGAUAGUGCUUGGGAUACUGGAUUAUACACCUUAGUUGGAUUAUUGGAGUCCAAUUUUCCUAUAUCUAUCAAUCCAUCAUUGUAGUACUUUACGAUGGAGUAGACACCUUAGUUGAAAGCAAAUGUACUUCUGAAGUUAACAUUCAAUGUGCGGUGUUGAGUUUCAGUUUUUUUCUUUAGCAUAUGUUUGUAAUUUUGUUUCUGUUGAUAUCCAUGAUCUGGAUAAUUUAUGAAAUGCGAAGAACGAAUUGAAAAUACUAAUGAUCUCUUUGAUAGGUUUCUUGGGGAGUUUCCCAGAAGAGCCUGCUCUGGUUCAAUAACA
Molecule: messenger RNA, 1053 nt
Organism: Papaver somniferum (opium poppy)
Lineage: Eukaryota; Viridiplantae; Streptophyta; Magnoliopsida; Ranunculales; Papaveraceae
Product: D-xylose-proton symporter-like 3, chloroplastic
Exons: 8
Coding region: 91-603 (170 amino acids)
Biological process (GO): transmembrane transport
Cellular component (GO): membrane
Molecular function (GO): transmembrane transporter activity
Source: RefSeq, a predicted model, not a curated record